UUCUUCUCUCUCUCUCUCUCUCUCUCUCCCUCCUCUUCCGCCGUCACUGGUUCCUCUCCGAUUGAAAAUGUUACCACACAUGUAUACGAAACAAGAAUCAACUUAGGUUUUUUUCAAUAUGAAGAUUAGAAACCCUACCUAACCCUCUUUCAAAUUAGGGUUGUUUUCAUGUACUGUUCCUCUUGUUUAUGGCCUACUCUCAUUUCGUAAAUUUGUUAUCGGCCAUUCUCGUUUGGGGUGCUGCUUACAUUACUGUUGCAGUUAUCGCAUCCUUCAGAGCAAUCAACUUUCUCUGCACUUUCUGAACAACUAUCAUGGGUUAUGCUCAGCUUGUUAUUGGUCCUGCUGGUAGUGGCAAGUCUACGUAUUGCUCGAGUUUGCACCAGCACUGUGAAACUACGCGCCGAACCAUACAUGUUGUGAACCUUGAUCCUGCUGCUGAGAAUUUCGACUAUCCUGUCGCCAUGGAUGUAAGGGAGCUUAUUUCCCUGGAUGAUGUUAUGGAGGAGCUCGGAUUAGGUCCUAAUGGCGGUCUUGUAUAUUGCAUGGAACACCUUGAAGAGAACCUAGAUGAUUGGCUUGAUGAAGAGCUGGACAAUUAUUUAGAUGAUGAUUACUUGGUUUUUGACUGCCCUGGUCAGAUAGAACUUUAUUCACAUGUGCCAGUACUUAAGAACUUUGUGGAACAUUUGCAACAGAAAAACUUUAAUGUCUGUGUUGUGUACUUACUGGAUUCACAGUUCAUGACAGAUGUGACUAAAUUUAUAAGUGGAUGCAUGGCCAGCCUUUCUGCAAUGGUUCAACUUGAAUUACCUCAUGUCAAUAUCCUCUCAAAAAUGGACCUUGUGACUAACAAAAAAGAUCUUGACGAUUUCUUGGAUCCAGAGCCUACCUUUUUACUGUCUGAAUUGAAUCAACGGAUGGCUCCUCAAUAUGCAAAGCUGAAUAAGGCUUUGAUUGAACUGGUGAACAAUUAUAGCAUGGUGAGUUUUAUACCACUGGACUUGAGGAAGGAAAAAAGUAUUCAAUACGUAUUGGCUCAAAUUGACACCUGCAUCCAGUAUGGAGAAGAUGCAGAUGUGAAAGUUAGGGAUUUUGACCCAGAGGAUGAUGAGUAAAGCUUAUCCCCUUCUGCAGCAAGUACUGUCCAGUCUUCACAUCUUCGUAAUAUUUAUCAAACUCAACCUUUUUUAUGUAUAGUCUGAUUAGAAUGUUUUAGUGUGGAUUAUUAAAAUUUUAGCCUCCAAAUGGGGGUUAGUUGCAGAGGGUGCUUGGCCAUUCCCUUGCUGGCACUGCUUGCAUGGUUACAACAUGAACACAUUUAGACCCGUAACUUUGUUUCCCAACAUUUAACAACACAAAAAGGGGGUUAAAUUUGAGUUUUGGGAA
Lotus japonicus is the source of this 1389-nucleotide messenger RNA. RefSeq lists its product as uncharacterized. Bases 315 to 1118 code for a protein of 267 amino acids. Gene Ontology annotation, molecular function: GTPase activity. The transcript is spliced from 9 exons. Lineage: Eukaryota; Viridiplantae; Streptophyta; Magnoliopsida; Fabales; Fabaceae. The record is from RefSeq and is a predicted model, not a curated record.